Molecule: messenger RNA, 5367 nt
Organism: Polypterus senegalus (gray bichir)
Lineage: Eukaryota; Metazoa; Chordata; Cladistia; Polypteriformes; Polypteridae
Gene: nexn
Product: nexilin (F actin binding protein)
Exons: 14
Coding region: 342-2585 (747 amino acids)
Biological process (GO): axon guidance; homophilic cell-cell adhesion; dendrite self-avoidance
Cellular component (GO): plasma membrane; axon
Molecular function (GO): cell-cell adhesion mediator activity
Source: RefSeq, a predicted model, not a curated record
GUGUGUGUGUGUGUGUCUGUUGGAACAGCUGAAGCCCCGGAUCGUCAGGAAUGCGGUAGAUGGUGUGAGAUUCAGGACUUUUAUGGAAAGCAGAGACUGCCUGAGACGUAACUUCACCCGAACGACAUUGAGUUGGACUCACAGGCAGCGCGCUUGUCUCCGCAUCGGCCACACUGGAUUGGAGUUUAUUCGCUUUAUUUAUUUACCGAAGCCCAGUCUUCUGUGCCGCAAGGAUAUCAAUUUGGGGGGAUAAAAUAACAAAACCUGACGGACGUACCUGUUUAAGAAAGGUGUUCAAAAGCAAGUCCAGUGCCCAGUCAAAGUGUCUAUAAGGCGUAGCCAUGACUGAUGUGGCACAAAAAACCGAGAUCCUUCUCACUUCUUCCAAACCUAUUGCAAAAUCCUAUGUGCCCAAACUGGGCAAAGGGGAUGUAAAGAACAAGUUUGAGACAAUGCAAAAGGCAAGGGAGGAAAGAAGCAGAAGAAGAAAUCAGGAAGAGCACCAGAGAAGGAGGGAACAGUACAUUAGAGAAAAAGAGUGGAACCGAAGGAAACAGGAGCUUAAAGAAUUACUCGCUUCAGACGAGGAGGAAGACACUAAGCCAUCAAAACAAGAUAAAUCUUACGUGCCGAAGAUAACAGGGAGUGUGAAAGGCAAAUUUGCAGAGAUGGAGAAGCAAAGAAAAGAAGAAGAAAGAAAAAGAACAGAAGAGGAAAGAAAGCGCCGGCUCACGCAGGACUUGGUGGAAAAGAAGAAGAUUCAGCGGGAGCUGGCAAAGAAGGCAGAGGAGGAAGUUGAAGAUACAAGUGUUGUUGAAGAAACCCCAUCAAAAGCGGCCAAAAAUCCAGGCAAAAUUAAACUCAACUUUGAGGAACUAGAAAAAGUCAGGGAGGAGGAUGAGAAGAAGAAAACUGAAGAAGAGAAAAAAAAGAGAUACGAAAACCACCGGCGAUCCUUCCGUGAGGCAAAGCGCCAAUCAUCAACUAUGUUGCAAGAGGAUGCACCUAUUAAAGAAUGCAAAGAGCCGAUCACUCCUGGAAAACUGAAGAUGACUUUCGAGGAAGCAGAAAAGGAAAGACAGGAACUUCAAAAAAGGCAAACUGAAGAGGAAGCCAAGAAAAGACUUGAUGAGGAAAAGCGAGCUUUUGAAGAGGCCAGACUCCAAAUGGACAAUUUAGAUGAGGAUGAUUUGGAAUCCAGUCCUUCAAAAGAAGAGUUCCGUCCAGGAAAACUAAAGCUAAGCUUUGAAGAGCUUGAAAGGCAAAGAAUUGAGGAAGAGAAAAAGAAAGCUGAAGAAGAAGCUAAAAGGCGCAUUGAAGAAGAAAGGAAAGCCUUUGCUGAAGCCAGAAAAAGCAUGCAGGUAUUAGAUGAAGAUGAUGAAGUUCUUGCAGCAAUUCUCUCAAAAGAAUACCUCAAGCCAGGUAAACUUGCAAUUAGCUUUGAGGAGUUAGAAAGACAGAGACAGCAAGAAGAGCAAAAGAAAGCAGAGGAAGAAGCGAGGAAAAGGCUGGAAGAGGAGAAAAAGUUCUUUGCAGAAGCGCGGAAAAGUAUGAGUCCAGUCCAGGAUCAGGAAAGUUCUCUGCUGAAGAAUUAUGGAGAGGAUGAUGUUCUAGAUGAAGAGGACACCAUUUCCAAAUGUGAUUCUGAAGAGGGUCUAUCACCUGGCAAACUGGAAAUAAACUUUGAAGAACUGCAAAGGCAAAAAGAGGAAGAAGAACGAAGACGUACUGAAGAAAAACGCAGGCAAAAACUGGAAAUGGAAAAACAAGAAUUUGAGAUACUCAGACAAGAGAUGGGAGAGGAAGAAGUGAACGAAUCAAAUGAAGUUGUGAGUAGUGAAUAUGAGGAACUAAUAAAACUAAAAAGAACUGGCACAAUACAAGCAAAACAUUUGAAGUCUAAGUUUGAGAAGAUUAAGCAACUUACGGAAGAGGAAAUACAAAAGAAGAUUGAGGAGGAAAGAGCCAGAAGAAAAGCAAUUGAUCUUGAAAUAAAGGAGAGAGAGGCAGAAAAGUUCCAAGAGGAUGAGGAGGAAGAACAAACAAAAAUACACAGAGCUGAGGAUGCACCAUUCAAACACAAAGUGGAUAUGAAAGCUCGCUUUGAGCAGAUGUCCAGAGCAAGAGAGGAAGAAGAAAGGAGGAGAAUUGAAGAACAGAAAAUUUUAAGAAUGCAGUUUGAACAACAAGAAAUUGACACAGCCUUACAAAAAAAGAGAGAAGAGGAAGAGGAGGAAGAAGGAAGCACCAUUAAUGGCUCAGUGUAUGAAGAGGAUGAAGAUCAUGCCAGAUCAGGGGCCCCAUGGUUUAAGAAACCUCUUAAAAAUCUCUCUGUGGUUGAUGCUGAACCUGUUCGAUUCACUGUAAAAAUCACUGGAGAACCAAAACCAGAGGUUACUUGGUGGUUUGAGGGGGAAAUGCUCCAGGACUGUGAGGACUAUCAGUAUAUUGAAAGAGGAGAAACAUAUUGCCUUUACCUUCCGGAGACUUUUCCUGAAGACGAAGGAGAAUAUAUGUGUAAAGCAGUCAACAGCCGUGGGACAGCUGCUAGUACAUGUAUUUUAACUAUUGAAAGUAAGGACUAAAUUAUUAUAAUGUUGUAUUCACUGUGUAAAAUAAGCAAGUCUUGCUAAAAGCUUCUUUCUUUUCUCUCUCUCCCCUUUUCCCCUAGCUGAGGACUACUGAAAUCCUGCUUUACUGGAUCUUUUUUCUUUACUUCCCUUUCACUCCAUCUUUUCUAUGGUGGGGCCAAAGCCAAAUGUGUAUUAAAAAACAAAAACCAUUCCUGUAAGGAUUAAAAACAAAAAAAUGCAUCAAAUACUGCUUACCAUUUUGGUAUCCAUUCUAUAAACUUCAAAUGUCUUUUUCCUUGAUACCAUUGCACUUACUGAUAGAUACCUUUACGCUGAGUGACUGUAUACCAUAAUACAAUGAGUGCAACCGGACCUUUGAUACACACAAUGCAUAAUGUAAGGAAGUGGUACAUUACUCAAAUAGUAAAUGUUGGCAAGUAAAACUUUCCUUGUGGCUAACUUGAAGCCCACCUUAAUUUUUGAAAAAAAUCUACAAGCAGCAUAGUUUAUGCUUCAAUUAAUAAUUCAGUUGAAGUUGAACCAUCAUUAGAAAAUGACUGUCUACUAGGUUACAAUGUUUAUAUUUUAGAAAUACAAUGCUGUACUACUAUCUGCAUCACUGGUAAGCUAUCAUUGCCCACUAUUCACUGCAGACACAGAAAAUAGUUCCAACAGACAAGUCAGGGUGCUUCAGUGUACACUUCAGAUUAUCUUUUUAUGAUAUCUAAAAGGUAUGGCCCCCCCGAGUGUGGUAAAGCAAACUUCACAAUGCAUGCAUGGAUGAGUAUGGUACAGCUGUAUAUGUGAAAAAAUGUACAUUCUACAAGAGUAUAGUAAUGAAAUGGUACUGAUGGCCAGUGUAAAAAAAAUUACCAAAGUAAAACAAAUAGGCUAAUAAGUUUGCACAAUAUCUAAAUUUCACUUUUAAAUUUGAUAUGGUCCUACUAUUUCUAGAUCACUAACACAAUCUGAAGCAGUUAAUACCUACUUAACAUUUUAAAAUGCUUUAUAUACAAGCCCAAUAUGUACAUACAGUGUACUUGAAUCCUAUUGUGUGUGAAAAUUGUAACAAAGAAAGUUCUUAAUGUAAUUUUUAUUUCUCCUUUUAACUGCGUUAAUGCUGAAGGCAGAAACUUCAUUUAAUAGUUUGUUCUGAAUAGAGUAAAAAGCAAUUUGUUAUUUUGUGCUUUAUUCAGUUAUUUUUUAAGUGAAAUCUUUCAGAAACUGUCAAAUAUUUUUAUCAUGAAAUUGAAUAUUCUUUUGACUGUAACAUUGUCCAAAUCACUUGAAACAUUUGAAUAUUUAAUAAAUGUAUUGUGUUACUUUUUGACUUACUGAACAAAAAUAUAAAUAGCACAUAAGCCAUUUAAGUGCAAAACAAAGUAAAGGCAUGAUAAGAGAUAUAUUGGUUGGGAGUAUAUUGGGUAUGGGGGCAUUCAUAUUUAUGAUAGUUACAUCUAUUAAGCCUAUUUCUCUACCACAGAUUCAGGACUACAACCUACAUACCAAUAGCUGGUCACACUGUCCCUCAGGAGUGAAAGGGCAUAGCACUUUGGCAUCAUAACCAAUUUCUCAAAAUCACAAUAUGCUAAGACAAUAAGCACUUCAACCAACUAUGAAAUCUGCUUAUGAUUCAAUCAAAGCAGUCUACUUGCAUAAAAUGCUAUGUAACACAUGACAGUAAAAAUUUAAUUCACAUAAAUUUAAAUGGCCAUUAAUAAUUAAGCUUCAUCUGGCCACCACUGUUUUUCCAACAUAGCUUCCUAAAGAUUUACGAGGCUUAUUGUCCAAGAUUUCAAACCCUUCUGUUUUCUGAAUAUAUAGUUUUUCAUUGACUAAAAGUGUUUCUUCUAAAAUGUUAGUUUUCAAUACUAAGCUUCCUGCUCUCUGCUUCAUCUUUUACUGCCUAUUCUGGUACACUUUGCACUCACUCUCUCUCUCUCUCCAAAAACGCCAAGUACUACACAUAUACUAAGUUUUGUAAAUUGUCCCAUCUAAAGACAAUUUUAAUAUAUGUUUGAUCAAAACAAUUAUCACAAUCACCGUUUAAUAUUCCAACAAAAGGCAAAGAAAAAGAGUUUCAAACUAAAUAGGAAAGUCAUCACAAGUUGUAUUCUAACAGAAAGCACCUCAUCUCAGAAGCAUUCAAUGACAUUUUUGCAAAUAGUAAAAAUUACAGAAAUAAACAUCAGUUGUAAAUUUAGAUAUCUAAUGCAGAAGUCUGAACUCCCUGCCAAGAUACUUCCAUUACAUAAAGAUACAUUGGAGCUAUUGCUCAAAUAAAAGCAACACUAAGCUAAUGCAUCAGAGAGCAUUAACAUGUUCAAUGUGGCUCAGUGGUAAAAUUCUCAAUUUAAAACUUAAAAAAUUCCAAUCAGUUUUCUAAUGUUUUUCAUAAUCAGGUAAUGUUUCAUUAACUCAAAGGCACCUGAAUAAGGUCUCAGUUGCACAUGUGUAUCUUGUCUUGUUCGGUAAAAAGGGCUAAAUCACAUUUACAUUUCCAGGAAUGAAAUUGUUAUAAAAAUAAAUUAUUGCAUCAUUUAUCUACACACCAAAUGAAUGCACAAUGUUAGCAAUAACUCAAUUAGACAUAACUUAACAGCAGAUAUUUUUAAUGGCUAAAUUAUAUAGUAUCUAAAACAAUUAGAUGGGUACUUAAUUCCUACACAUCUAAUUUGUCUGAAAAUGUUUUAAAGGUAAGGAAUAUCUUCAGUGUCAAGUUGUUGGACAAGAGCAUAAUUUAAUAAAGACACAGAAGCUGGUCAGAAAUAAAGAGGCAGUUUAAAGUACAGAA